This is a messenger RNA of Setaria italica (foxtail millet), 1064 nucleotides long. RefSeq lists its product as uncharacterized. The transcript is spliced from 7 exons. The coding region runs from base 126 to 719 and encodes 197 amino acids. NCBI's taxonomy places the organism in Eukaryota, Viridiplantae, Streptophyta, Magnoliopsida, Poales, Poaceae. The record is from RefSeq and is a predicted model, not a curated record.
CGAUCUAUUCUGGUACACGUUACAUUAAAAGCCCCUUAAACAAACCAUCCCUGAGCGGUCGUCUCCCUCUAGCUUCCGAGUGCUCGCCGGCCGGGGUCGCAGCGCGCGGCUGAUCGAGCGGCGAGAUGGCGGGGCAGUCGGACGCCAUGAUCGAGAAGAUGCAGCUGCGGCAGAGCUACCGCAACGUCUGGCACACCGACCUCACCAACGCCGUCGUCGCGGACCUCCCGUGGUGCUGCCUGUCACUGUGGUGCGGCCCAUGCGUGUCCUACAUGCUGCGCAGACGUGCGCUCUACAAUGACAUGUCAAGAUACGUGUGCUGCGCCGGGUACAUGCCGUGCAGCGGCAGGUGCGGUGAGAGCCAGUGCCCGGAAGUCUGCCUCGCUACCGAGGUGUUCUGCUGCUUCGGCAACUCGGUGGCCUCGACCCGGUUCCUGCUGCAGGACGAGUUCAACAUCCAGACGACACAGUGCGACAACUGCAUCAUCGCCUUCAUGUUCUUCCUGCAGCAGCUCGCCUGCAUCUGCUCCCUCGUCGCCUGCAUCGUCGGCAACAGCGAGCUCUCGGAGGUCGCGAACAUCAUCUCCUGCAUGUCUAACUUGGUCUACUGGACGGUUUGCUCGUGUAUGCAGACGCAGCACAAGGUCGAGAUGGACAAGAGGGACGGCACGCUGGAUACCAUGUCUGUGCCUCCAAUGCAGCAGAUGUCACGUUGGUAAACUUGCGAGUACGAUGCCGCGAUUCCAUCAGCCGAAGUCGGAUAUGGAUAUAGGUAGCACGUAGUCAUCUUUGUUAAGGCUCUGAACCAUCUGGUUACAACGAGGAUUCGUUUUUCAGGGGAAAAAAAGGGGAGAGUAUAGACUAUAGCUACAUAGAUAUGGACACUGUCUCCUGCAGUGUUUGGGUGAUUUUCUUGUUUAAGUGAGCUCCGAGUUGUGAUUUUCUGAACAUUGAUCCUCUUCGUUCUGUUUCUGAGACAUACAAUGCUCCAUAGCAACAAGAUGAGGCAAUGAGAGCACAUAAGCAUUUCUCCACAAUAAAAUUGCUUGCUUGUUCAGUGUUCA